This is a messenger RNA of Rhincodon typus (whale shark), 902 nucleotides long. RefSeq names its product IST1 factor associated with ESCRT-III (gene ist1). The transcript has 6 exons. Gene Ontology annotation, biological process: protein transport. The record is from RefSeq and is a predicted model, not a curated record. Lineage: Eukaryota; Metazoa; Chordata; Chondrichthyes; Orectolobiformes; Rhincodontidae. Bases 210 to 887 code for a protein of 225 amino acids.
UGAUACGCGAAGUGGAAAGAAACAAUCCCAUUUAUGAAAAGAGACCUUUCUCACAUGCAUAGUAACUAGACUGAUACUUGGGAUGGAGAACUGCAUUAUGAGGAGAGACUUGAGAUGCUGGGACUAUUUACACUAAAACUGGGAGGGACUAAAAGUUUUUUUACUGUUUAAAAAAUCUGCAAGGUUGUUUCAGUUUUCAAAGUACAGUCAUGCUAGGAUCAGGAUUUAGACCUGAACGGUUGCGGGUCAACCUACGACUUGUCAUCAACAGGCUCAAGCUACUGGAGAAAAAGAAAACUGAGUUAGCGCAGAAAGCCAGGAAGGAAAUUGCAGAUUACCUUUCAGCUGGGAAAGAUGAAAGGGCCCGAAUCCGUGUUGAGCACAUCAUUCGAGAGGACUACUUGGUAGAAGCAAUGGAAAUUCUGGAACUGUACUGUGAUUUGUUGCUUGCACGCUUUGGCAUGAUCCAAUCAAUGAAGGAACUUGACACAGGCCUCAGUGAAUCUAUUUCCACUCUGAUUUGGGCUGCCCCACGUCUCCAGACUGAAGUUGCUGAAUUGAGAGUUGUCUCAGAUCAGCUGUGUGCCAAGUACAGCAAGGAGUAUGGAAAACUUUGCAGAACAAACCAAAUAGGGACUGUAAAUGAAAGGCUUAUGCUCAAGCUAAGUGUUGAGGCACCACCCAAAAUCCUUGUGGAGAGAUACUUAAUCGAGAUAGCAAAGAACUACAAUGUUCCGUAUGAGCCUGAUGCUGUUGUCAUGGUAUGUACAGAGGCAGUUCAUUUGACUAGAGUUUCCAUCUGCAACAGUUAUAAGGUACAGUCUGAAUUGUUGUUCCAAACCACAACUUGCUUUCAAUGUCACCAAUAUGUCCUGCUCAGUAACUGAAAAACAUUCAGCUGA